Molecule: messenger RNA, 1556 nt
Organism: Saccostrea cuccullata (small rock oyster)
Lineage: Eukaryota; Metazoa; Mollusca; Bivalvia; Ostreida; Ostreidae
Product: arrestin domain-containing protein 3-like
Exons: 7
Coding region: 188-1378 (396 amino acids)
Biological process (GO): protein transport
Cellular component (GO): cytoplasm
Source: RefSeq, a predicted model, not a curated record
UCCGAGGUGAAUUUUUCUGAUGAAAAAUCAAUUCAAUGUCCUGCUACCCUCAAUAAUGACAGUGGUGCAAACAAAAUGGAAACGUAUGUCAUGCGGUCAGAUAAUUAUGAACGUGUAUGAAUGACCGUGCAUUGCCCGAUUGCGCGGAUCAUCUCAACCAUAAAAGAUAUAAGGCUGCCCCAGCAUAAUGAAGAUUGAACAUGUAGAGGCCGUGUUUACGGAUGAUCAGGGUCAGCCACGGUCCGUUUAUUUCGCUGGACAGACGGUAAACGGAGUACUGAAGUUCCGGGUGGCAGAGGAGUUUCCUGUUAACAGCGUUGUUCUGAAAUGUAAGGGGAAAUCCCACGUGAAAUGGGAGAAUGAUGAUGAUAAAACUAUCCACUAUGACGAACUGUACAUGGAGGAGAAAGUCUAUCUUGUUGGAUCUGAAGACUCUAAUGAUUUUAAACAAGAUCUUCACGUGGGUGAACACACACAUAACUUUUCGUUCAAAUUAAGAGAGGAUUUACCCACAUCCUUUGAAUCCAAACAUGCAUACGUGCGUUAUUUUGUCUGUGCCAAAUUCAGUCGACCUGGCUGGAAGAAAGAUUACGAGUUCCGGGAACCAUUCACAGUGCUGACUAUUAUAGACCUAAACACUAUACCGGAGGCCCAGACACCCGUGCAUUCUACCGAUACUGACACUGUUGGUUGCUGCUGUUGUGCUGAAGGUCCUAUCAGGUCAGAGUUCAAGGUCGACAGGGCUGGUUAUGUCCCGGGGGAAUAUAUUGGCAUUAAUGCUGAAAUCGACAACAGAACCUCCAAGGUGAUGAGCGAGUCAAGGGUGGAGCUAUGGAUGAAACUAAAGCUGAAGGCAGGUUCAGAUAGAAAAACGAAAAAAACCAAGAUAGCUGAAUUGAGACACGGAUCGACAAACCCCGGGGGUCAGGAUAUUUGGAGUCGGGACAGGCUUCAUAUUCCACCCUGUCCUCCAACGCUGAUGGAAGACUGCACAAUUAUUGAUAUUACGUACUACUUACAUUUUGUAGGGGACAUAGGUUUUCUUGGUGUGCUUCAUGAGGUUCCUAUUUUAAUUGGAAGUGUCCCCCUAAGUAAUGUCUACUCUAUGCCAAACAAUUGGGGGUUCAUGCCACCCCCUUCUUUGACCCAACCCCCUACCAUGUCAAAUCCACCCUUGGUGGACCCGGCAGGUAUUUCACUCUCCCCAAUAACCACUCAGCCAGGACUCUUACCAUCUGCUCCUCCACCCAGUUACCAUGAUAGCUUAGAAUUUACAGGAACAAUCGUAACAGAGAAAAAUGAAGGCCAAAAGAAAGAGAAAGCUUUCAAACCAACUUAUAUUUAUUACAAUUUUGGCACAGGUCCUCUUACAAUGUAAAAUCACAUAUUAUGCAAACAAUUGUACAUGUCUAUAAUAUCUCAUAUAAUGUUAUGUCCAUAUUAUAUAAAGUUUUAAACCAACGUAUAUCGUUUACACUUGAAUAUAAUGAAAGUGAUGUUCAGAGUAAAAUAAAAUAAAGAUAAUUUUGAUUCUUAUCAUGCAUGGUUAUGGAAAA